AUGAAAUUUGUGCAGGAAAAUAUUUUUUCGAGAUUUGGAUGUCCUAGAGUGAUUAUUAGUGAUGGAGGAACACAUUUUACAAAUAAAAAUUUCAGAGAACUGUUGAAAAAGAAUGGAGUACACUAUAGAGUAGCCACUCCAUAUCAUCCCCAAACAAAUGGGCAAGCUGAAGUAGCAAAUAGGGAAAUUCAGAGAAUUUUGAGAAAAAUAGUUAAACCAGAUAGGAAAGAUUGGCCCACGAAAUUACAAGAUGCAUUAUGGGCUUAUAGAACAUCUUAUAAAAAUCCCAUAGGUAUGUCCCCAUUUCGUCUCAUUUUUGAAAAGCCAUGUCAUCUUCCUGUGGAAAUAGAGCAUAAAGCAUUAUGGGCUAUAAAAAAUUUAUGGAUGAAAAAUCAGCUGGUGGGCAUAGAAUUUUUCAGUUACAUGAACUAG
Molecule: messenger RNA, 432 nt
Organism: Spirodela intermedia
Lineage: Eukaryota; Viridiplantae; Streptophyta; Magnoliopsida; Alismatales; Araceae
Source: the annotation of a GenBank genome assembly